This is a messenger RNA of Sarcophilus harrisii (Tasmanian devil), 8877 nucleotides long. RefSeq names its product lysine demethylase 5A (gene KDM5A). The coding region runs from base 360 to 5321 and encodes 1653 amino acids. Gene Ontology annotation, biological process: chromatin remodeling. Gene Ontology annotation, molecular function: histone demethylase activity; DNA binding. The record is from RefSeq and is a predicted model, not a curated record. The transcript has 27 exons. NCBI's taxonomy places the organism in Eukaryota, Metazoa, Chordata, Mammalia, Dasyuromorphia, Dasyuridae. Gene Ontology annotation, cellular component: nucleus.
GGGGUGAAGCCCUGGCUCCAGCGGAGUUAAUGAAUCAUCUGGGGGUAGGGGACCUUUAAGGCAGCGGCGGAAGGAUCCUGCGGUCAGACGAUUUGGCGGAAGGAUCUGACUCCGCUUCGACUUCCGGGGGCGUCCGUGGGACCUCGAGAGGAAAAAGGCCCUAAAGAAACAAUAACAAACAGGAGGAGGAGGAACUUCCCCGGCUCUCUCCGGCCGCUUUGGCCCUCGCCGGACUAUGAGCUCCGUUUCCUGCAGGGGGACGUGAAAGGACCCGGCUGGGCUCCCGCUGCCCUCUCUUCUCUGACUUCCCCCCCCCGCCCCAGACGCUAUCCAGGGAGCGGGGUCCCCUCGGUGUGGACAUGGCGGGUGCGGGUCCUGGGGGCUACGCGGCCGAGUUCGUGCCGCCCCCGGAGUGCCCGGUCUUCGAGCCCAGUUGGGAGGAGUUCACCGACCCGCUCAGCUUCAUCGGCCGGAUCCGGCCCCUGGCUGAGAAAACCGGCAUUUGCAAGAUCCGACCUCCCAAGGAUUGGCAGCCCCCAUUUGCAUGUGAAGUAAAAAGCUUUCGUUUUACUCCUCGAGUCCAACGUUUAAAUGAACUUGAGGCAAUGACCAGAGUGAGGCUGGACUUCUUAGAUCAACUAGCAAAAUUCUGGGAACUUCAGGGAUCUACUCUGAAAAUACCUGUGGUGGAGAGAAAAAUCCUUGAUCUGUAUGCUUUAAGCAAGAUUGUUGCUAGUAAAGGAGGCUUUGAAAUGGUCACAAAAGAGAAGAAAUGGUCUAAAGUGGGCAGUCGAUUAGGCUAUCUACCAGGGAAAGGAACUGGGUCCCUCUUGAAGUCUCAUUAUGAAAGGAUCCUUUACCCUUAUGAGCUUUUUCAGUCUGGAGUCAGCCUUAUGGCAGAGACUGGAGAAGUAAGUAGAAACACCGAAUUGAAGAAACUUCAGAUCUUUGGAGCUGGGCCUAAGAUGAUGGGCCUGGCAAUAGGAGCAAAGGAUAAAGAAGAUGAAGUCUCUCGAAGACGUAAAAGUACGAGGUCAGAAGCAUUUAGUAUGCAAAUGAGACAACGAAAAGGGACUCUUUCAGUUAACUUUGUGGAUCUCUAUGUUUGCAUGUUUUGUGGUCGAGGAAACAAUGAAGACAAGCUGCUCUUGUGUGAUGGAUGUGAUGAUAGCUACCAUACAUUUUGCUUGAUUCCUCCUCUACCUGAUGUUCCCAAAGGAGACUGGAGGUGUCCUAAGUGUGUUGCUGAGGAAUGUAACAAACCUCGAGAGGCCUUUGGGUUUGAGCAAGCAGUUCGAGAGUACACCCUCCAGAGCUUUGGAGAGAUGGCAGAUAAUUUUAAAUCAGAUUACUUCAAUAUGCCAGUUCAUAUGGUACCGACAGAACUGGUAGAGAAGGAAUUCUGGAGACUGGUGAGCACCAUUGAAGAAGAUGUCAUUGUGGAGUAUGGAGCUGAUAUCUCUUCAAAGGAUUUUGGAAGUGGGUUUCCUGUAAAGGAUGGUCGGAGAAAGAUGAUGCCAGAAGAGGAGGAGUAUGCCCUUUCUGGCUGGAACCUGAAUAACAUGCCUGUGCUGGAACAGUCUGUCCUUGCACACAUCAAUGUGGAUAUUUCUGGUAUGAAGGUGCCCUGGCUCUAUGUGGGCAUGUGCUUCUCUUCAUUUUGCUGGCAUAUUGAGGAUCACUGGAGUUACUCCAUCAAUUAUCUGCACUGGGGGGAGCCAAAGACAUGGUAUGGUGUCCCAUCUCAUGCUGCAGAACAACUGGAAGAAGUUAUGAGAGAGCUGGCCCCUGAAUUGUUUGAGUCCCAACCUGAUCUCCUACAUCAGUUAGUCACUAUUAUGAACCCCAAUGUACUAAUGGAGCAUGGUGUACCUGUAUUCAGGACCAAUCAGUGUGCAGGAGAGUUUGUGGUGACAUUUCCUCGUGCCUAUCACUCUGGAUUUAACCAGGGCUACAAUUUUGCUGAAGCUGUGAACUUCUGCACUGCUGACUGGCUGCCUAUUGGACGUCAGUGUGUGAAUCAUUAUCGACGACUAAGGCGUCACUGUGUGUUCUCACAUGAGGAACUUAUCUUCAAGAUGGCUGCAGAUCCAGAGUGCCUUGAUGUAGGGCUUGCUGCUAUGGUCUGCAAAGAAAUGACCCUUAUGACUGAAGAGGAGACACGACUGAGGGAGUCUGUUGUACAAAUGGGUGUACUCUUAUCUGAAGAAGAGGUGUUUGAACUUGUUCCUGAUGAUGAACGACAAUGUUCAGCUUGCAGAACUACAUGCUUUCUCUCUGCUCUUACUUGUUCUUGUAACCCUGAUCGGCUUGUUUGUCUCUACCAUCCUGCUGACUUGUGCCCUUGUCCCAUGCAGAAGAAGUGUCUUAGGUACCGGUAUCCAUUGGAAGACCUUCCUUCUCUUUUGUAUGGUGUUAAGGUCAGAGCACAGUCCUAUGACACUUGGGUCAGUCGAGUUACAGAGGCAUUGUCUGCCAGCCUCAACCACAAGAAAGAUGUGAUUGAAUUGAGAGUGAUGUUGGAAGAUGCUGAAGAUAGGAAGUAUCCAGAGAAUGAUCUUUUUAGAAAACUCAGGGAUGCUGUGAAAGAAGCAGAGACAUGUGCUUCAGUGGCUCAGUUACUUUUGAGCAAAAAACAAAAACACAGCAGACAGAGCCUAGAGAGUGGGAAGACUCGGACCAAAUUGACUAUGGAAGAACUAAAGGCCUUUGUCCAGCAACUUUUUAGCCUUCCAUGUGUCAUCAGCCAGGCUCGACAAGUCAAGAAUCUGCUGGAUGAUGUGGAAGAAUUUCAUGAACGUGCUCAAGAGGCUAUGAUGGAUGAAACCCCAGAUUCUUCCAAACUUCAGAUGUUAAUAGACAUGGGUUCUUGUCUCUAUGUAGAAUUACCUGAGUUGCCCCGGCUGAAGCAGGAGCUUCAACAGGCUCGAUGGCUGGAUGAAGUGAGACUGACACUUUCAGAUCCACAGCGUGUCACUUUGGAUGUCAUGAAGAAGCUAAUAGACUCUGGGGUUGGGUUGGCACCUCAUCAUGCUGUGGAGAAAGCUAUGGCUGAGCUUCAGGAGCUCCUUACAGUUUCUGAGAGAUGGGAAGAGAAGGCCAAGGUUUGCUUACAGGCUAGACCUCGCCACAGCAUGUCAAGCUUAGAAAGUAUUGUGAAUGAAGCCAAGAAUAUCCCAGCCUUCCUACCCAAUGUUUUAGCCCUGAGGGAAGCCUUGCAAAGAGCUAGAGAAUGGACAGCUAAAGUAGAAGCUAUUCAGAAUGGCAGCAAUUAUGCUUACCUUGAGCAACUGGAAAGUUUGUCUGCCAAGGGACGGCCUAUCCCAGUUCGACUUGAUGCCCUGCCACAAGUGGAGUCACAAGUAGCAGCUGCACGCGCAUGGAGGGAACGUACUGGGAGAACUUUUCUAAAAAAGAAUUCUAGCCAUACUCUGUUACAGGUACUAAGUCCUCGGACUGAUAUUGGUGUUUAUGGAAGCAGCAAGAACCGAAGGAAAAAAGUAAAAGAACUGAUGGAGAAAGAGAAGGAGAAAGAUAUUGACCUUGAUCCUCUGAGUGAUCUGGAAGAGGGAUUAGAGGAAACUAGAGAUACAGCGGUGGUGGUGGCAGUAUUCAAAGAUCGGGAGCAGAAGGAAAUUGAAGCCAUGCAUUCUCUCAGGGCAGCUAACUUAGCUAAGAUCACUAUGGUGGAUCGAAUUGAAGAUGUAAAGUUCUGUAUUUGCCGCAAGACAGCAAGUGGGUUUAUGCUUCAGUGUGAGCUCUGCAAAGACUGGUUCCAUAGCAGCUGUGUGCCCCUUCCCAAAACAAGUUCCCAGAAAAAAGGAUCCAGCUGGCAGGCCAAAGAAGUAAAAUUUUUGUGCCCUCUCUGUAUGCGCUCCCGAAGGCCCCGAUUAGAGACCAUCCUAUCUCUCCUAGUGUCCCUGCAGAAAUUGCCUGUGCGACUUCCUGAAGGAGAGGCUCUCCAGUGCCUGACAGAACGUGCCAUGAGUUGGCAAGAUAGAGCAAGGCAGGCACUGGCCACAGAUGAACUGUCAUCUGCUCUGGCCAAACUUUCUGUGUUAAGCCAGCGUAUGGUGGAGCAGGCAGCCCGAGAGAAAACUGAAAAGAUCAUCAGUGCCGAACUCCAGAAAGCAGCGGCCAACCCUGACUUACAGGGACAUUUGCCUGGAUUCCAGCAGUCUGCUUUUAAUAGGGUUGUAAGUAGUGUGUCAUCUUCUCCUCGGCAAACCAUGGACUACGAUGAUGAAGAGACAGAUUCUGAUGAAGAUAUUCGUGAGACGUAUGGAUAUGACAUGAAGGAUACUGCCAGUGUAAAGUCUUCUAGUAGCUUGGAACCCAAUCUCUUUUGCGAUGAAGAGAUCCCCAUUAAAUCUGAGGAGGUGGUGACCCAUAUGUGGACAGCACCAUCAUUCUGUGCUGAACAUGCAUAUUCGUCUGCUUCAAAGAGUUGUUCUCAAGGUUCCAGUACCCCAAGGAAACAACCCAGAAAGAGUCCUUUAGUGCCCCGAAGUUUGGAGUCUCCAGUCUUGGAGUUAUCAGCUGGCGCUAAAGCCCAAUUAGAGGAACUCAUGAUGGUUGGUGAUCUCCUUGAGGUAUCUCUGGAUGAGACUCAACACAUCUGGAGAAUCUUACAAGCCACACAUCCACCCUCAGAGGAUAGAUUCCUUCAUGUCAUGGAGGAUGACAGUAUGGAAGAGAAACCUUUGAGAAUAAAAGGAAAGGAUUCUUCUGAGAAGAAGAGAAAGCGAAAACUGGAAAAAGUUGAACAGCUCUUUGGAGAAGGGAAACAGAGGUCCAAGGAACUGAAGAAACUGGACAAACCAAAAAAGAAGAAGUUGAAGAUGAGUGUAGAGAAGUCAAAGGAGCUGAACAAAUUGGCCAAGAAGCUGGCAAAGGAAGAGGAAAGGAAGAAAAAGAGGGAGAAAGCUGCUGCAGCCAAGGUUGAACUUGUAAAGGAAAAUACUGAGAAGAAAAGAGAGAAGAAGGUGCUAGAUAUCCCCUCAAAGUAUGAUUGGUCAGGAGCUGAGGAGUCAGAUGACGAAAAUGCAGUUUGUGCAGCACAGAAUUGCCAGAGGCCUUGUAAGGACAAGCCCUCUCAAUCUUAUCUCCUACAGGUAGACUGGGUACAGUGUGAUGGUGGCUGCGAUGAGUGGUUUCAUCAAGUCUGUGUGGGUGUUUCUCCAGAAAUGGCAGAAAAUGAAGAUUACAUCUGUAUAAACUGUGCAAAGAAGCAGGGGCCAAGUAGCCCAGGACAGGCCCAGCCUCCUUCUUUCAUAAUGAGCUACAAGCUACCAGUGGAGGAACUGAAGGAGGCCAGCUAGCAGAAGCUUGGUUAGUUUAGAACAUGAGGGAAAUGGACCACACUGAGACCCUUGUCAUCAAGGGAGGGUGGUUUGGAUCUGCUCUGAGUUGUUGCUUCCAAAGACGAAUGGCCUGCCGCAGAGAAAGCCCUCCUCGCUUUUUCUGUGCAGUGGGACUGUGUGAGCCACAUACUGCACCAGCCCAUCUGUGCAGAGAUGUCUCCUUUGACCUGCCAGCCGUUCUCUUAACUGGAGUGUUUGCUCGUGAGUGGGGUGUCCUGCAUUGUGUUCAGAGACUUGACUGAGCAGUAGGGUGGCUGAUCCAGCUGGGGUGUGGAGCUGGCUCGGGGCCUGUAGGCGUUAGCUAGAGAUUCACAGCCUAAUGGCAGCACUGUUUGUAGGCAUGUGUGGAACCAGAGUGCCUUGGAUCUGCCUGAAUGGGACAGCAAGAUAGCCAUCAGAAUACCAUAGUCCCUUUCCAUUAUUUGUAAGCAUUCUGUAUUCUACAAUUAUUGAAGGGAGGGCAGAUCUGCAGGUUCUAUUAGGAGUCAGAUGGAAAAGCAGCAUUACCUUUACCAGUUCCUAGUGCUUUGGUACCUAAUGCUAGGUACCAAAAAAGAAAACCCGGAGCUUCCCUUCAGCUGGGACAGAUCACCGAAUGUGGAGAAUACCAUCUCAAUUCAGAUGUUAGGCUGGAUCUUGGAAAGAAGAGCAUUUUUUAUUUCCUCCAAGAGCAACAGCUUCUCUUAUAGAGACUGGCUUUGAGAAUUCCCAGUCUCCUGGGCCUACAUAUUGGAGAGGAACAACUACAUGGACCCAGGAUUCUACACAAAGAAAAGGAAUGAAGGCCAGAAGGGUUGUCUUGCAGAGCCACAAUGGUGCAUGCUUUGGGGAUAACAUUCUUUUACAAGUAUUCCUAUCAUCACCAGGCUUUAGGCAUGAUCAUAAGCAAGACCACCAUAUGUAACUACUCACCUUGUAGUCCUGACCCAUAAACUACCGUUCUAAACACUGGCUAUUUCAGAUUCUGGCCCAGAAGCAGCAACAGAUGAUGCUGAGUCAUACCCUGACUUCGACAGAAGAUGUAGGAUUAUGGUACCUCUAGGUGAUGAGGUCAUUUUAGUCGAUCCAUUUUUAAAGAAAAGAACUUGUUUUUACUUUUUUCUAAAUGUCUCUGACUACUGACUGUUCUAUAAAUAGAUUAUUUUUCCUUUUUUUAAUAUACAUAUAUAAAUAUAUAUUUACCACUAUUACCAGCAGCAUACAUACAGUUUUCCACCAUCAAAAACCCAUUUUGGGGGCUGUUUUUUGUUUUUGUUUUUUGCUUUUUAAAAAGACCUUCAUUCCUUCCUUGUAGUACAAGGAGUAAGCAGUCACUCUUUCCCAAACUAGGCUAAUUAGACCUUCCAUCAUCUUGCCUGUGUUCAAAUAGGUAAUUACAUUUUCUUCAUGUAUUGGGAUUUGUCCCUGUCUUUGGGGAAGUGCUGGUCUCACUUUAGUCGAUGCUGUUUUGUAUGUGAAUGUCUGAAGCCGGCCAGGGUGCUGUAUUCUCUCCCCUUCUACUAUGUUUUCAUUUCUUGUACAGAUGAUAGGUGAGUUAUAGAGCAGAGUCUACGUAGAAGAUGAGCUGGAAUUUAACAAACAAAACAAAACAAACAAAAAAAAACCUUCCUAAAAAUAGUGUUUUGUCUUUGACUGUUCUGCGUCUCUUCUCCAUGUCCUAAAAGUAAUGAUUAUGACAUUUUGGCAGCUGAACUAAAAGGUAUCCUGAAAAAAGCUUAUUAAUUCCUCCAUCCUUUUUUGCCUCAUUCUGUUUAAUAUCUAGUGUCUACCACUGUCCAGUUAAUCAUUUGAGUCAAUACAAGAUUAUAUAAAACAAAUUUUUCAAAAUCUGGUUUCCUUGAGGACAUUUCCUCAUUGCGUGCCACCUAUUUUAGUCAUUUCCCCCUCAAUAUUACCGGUUUUUUUUUUUAUCUUGUGAAUUAAUAGUAGUUCAUAUUUUCAGGUUUUAUCAAUCCCAAAUAAGGAAAAUAUAAUUGUUUCAAGAUUUAGUAGAUGAAUAUUUUAUUUUUUGAAAUACUUUAUUCUUAAUUUAAGAAUUAUCAAAAUAUGUGGAUAUUUUGCAGUUAGUUCAUACCUGAACUAUAUGUUUUGUUCCCCUCUACUGUCAGUAUGGGCUGUAGGCUGUUAAAUCUAUUAUUACAAAGAUAGAGAGGAAUAAAUAAAGUAAUUGAUAAUUAAUUAAAGAUAAAGACAGGAAUAGAAAAUCCCUAAGAAUUUAAAAUGAGAAAGAAAUUCUAUCAGUCUCCUUAUUGUGGUCCUCUAUGUAAAAAAAUCAAAAGAACUCCCAUAAUUAUUGAUGUCUCUGGCUCCUUAGAGAUGUAUGUUUGCUCUGCUUCCUCUUGUACUUCUCUCUAAAAUUCAGUUGUUGGGAGCAGGCCAUAAAAAUGUCUGGUAUGCCAUUUGUUGAAGUUUUUGUGCCCUUUAAAGUGGUGGGAUCAACAAGAGUGUCAAUCUAGAGUAUGAUUUCUGUCCUUAGGUGUAUAUAUAUUGGGAUAUAUUCCCCAGAAAACUCACAAGAAAUAAAUUAGCCUUCAGCAGUAUAUGGUUUCUUGCUAAAAAGUUGUUACAGACAUUGACAUUAAAAGAAUUUAUAUUCCUUUAUUUAGAACUAUGUGAUUAUCACUCAAAUAAAAUAUGAGAGCUUGACUUAAUUAGAUUACACAUUGGACCUCCAAGAUUGGGAAACAUAAAAGUUAAAUUAAUGUUCACAUACCAGACUAAUUUUGGGGAAGAGUAAAGGAAGUAAAAGCUAAGAGAUGUUUGUAUUCUUCUAAAGCAUAAUUUUAAAAAAGAAACUACUUAUAGCUUACAUCAUUCUUCAACACUAUAAAUAACUUUGGGAUCAAAGCUUGGUUUUUAAAUGGUUGCCAACAGAAAAUGGCAGUUCAUCAUAGUUGGGCUUUUUGCUCGUUUAUUUCUUUUCAAAGGCAGUUGUCAUUGCAAACCAUUUUGACAAAGGUUAUGGAAAAUUAUAAAAGGAAAGUUUAAAAAUGAAAAUAACAGUUAAAAAACACACUGGAGGUUGAUGGACCUGUCAGAUUGACAAGAAGAUUUUAGUUGUUGCCUCAGUUCUGUUCUUACUUGCUUUUGUACUCUAGAAAAUGUUAUUUAUUUUUAUUUUUACACUUUAGAAUUUAGAUGCAAAAUAGCACUUUGAAAAGCUAUUUCUAUAAGUGUUAGUAUCCCAACCAAAAAAUAAGUCUGCAUGAAUCAGUACUUAAAAUUGAGCAAGAUCUCAUUAAUUCAACAAGCAUUAAUUGAACACCUACCAUGUAUAAGGCUGAGGGAGUUCAUAUACCUUAAAGUUUUUGAGAUGAGAAAUAUCUUCAAAUCACAAUACAGGAUAGAAGCUGAAAGUGUACAGUAAGAAGCAUAAAGGGAUACUGAGACUUCAAAAGAAAGAUUUGAUCUCAGGUCUGUAAUCUCUUUAUUUGGAAAUAAGGAAAAGAAACUAGAAAUUAUAUUUGCAGGAAAGAUGAUUGAGUGCUACAUUUUUUAAAGAGAAUUGAUGAAA